Messenger RNA from Gongylonema pulchrum, 709 nucleotides. NCBI's taxonomy places the organism in Eukaryota, Metazoa, Nematoda, Chromadorea, Rhabditida, Gongylonematidae. The record is from the annotation of a GenBank genome assembly.
AUGAUAAAGUUGGAUUCAUUUAUGUUCUGAAAGAAAAAAAAAUCACAAGUUCGGAUAUGUUCUCUGCCCUUUUUUCCUGUGUUGCGGUUUCGCUGAUUCACAGUACGGGCUGCACCGUUUUUCACGUGCCACCAGAGGCACAAAUGACUGUGACUGAAAUAAUAAUUUAUCAUGGUUAUCCAGUACAGGUAUUUGAAGCGCUAACUAUCGAUGGUUACAUCUUGCAACUUCAUCGCAUACCAUUUGGCAGAAACGGUACCUUUAUACUUAGAAACCCUGAAAACUUUUUUUUUUUUUUGAAAAAGAGAAAGCGCCCGGUGGUGUUUUUGCAGCAUGGUCUUCUUGGUUCCAGCGCAGACUGGGUCACAAAUCUUCCUAAUGAGUCACUUGGUAAAUAUUUCAGUACUGAAAUAAUAAUUUAUCAUGGUUAUCCAGUACAGGUAUUUGAAGCGCUAACUAUCGAUGGUUACAUCUUGCAGCUUCAUCGCAUACCAUUUGGCAGAAACGGUACCUUUAUACCUAGAAACCCUGAAAACUUUUUUUUUUUGAAAAAGAGAAAGCGCCCGGUGGUGUUUUUGCAGCAUGGUCUUCUUGGUUCCAGCGCAGACUGGGUCACAAAUCUUCCUAAUGAGUCACUUGGUAAAUAUUUCAGUGUUUGUUGCGAGAAUUGCUGUGUUAUUCCAGAAGCAAUAACGCAGUUACUGUGAGU